Messenger RNA from Linnemannia hyalina, 420 nucleotides. Lineage: Eukaryota; Fungi; Mortierellomycota; Mortierellomycetes; Mortierellales; Mortierellaceae. The record is from the annotation of a GenBank genome assembly.
AUGGGUCGCGUUAGAACUAAGACUGUCAAGAGGGCCUCCAAGGUUCUCAUCGAGAAGUACUACCCCCGUCUUACCUUGGACUUCCAGACCAACAAGAAGAUUGCUUCCGAGGUCGCCAUCAUCCCCUCCAAGCGUCUCCGCAACAAGAUUGCUGGUUUCACCACCCACUUGAUGAAGCGUAUCCAGCGCGGACCCGUCCGUGGUAUCUCCUUCAAGCUUCAGGAGGAGGAGCGUGAGCGCAAGGAUAACUACAUCCCCGAGUUCUCGGCCCUCGACACCUCUGCUAUUGAGAUCGAUACCGACACCAAGGCUCUUCUUAAGUCUUUGAACUUCGAGGAUUUGGCCGGUGUCACCGCCGUCGAGGUCAAGCAGACCCCCGUUGAGCGCAAGCCCCGCGGUGACCGCCCUCCCCGCGCUUAA